AUCGGAGUCGUUGAUUCGUAACAAUCAAUAUGAGAAUAUUAAACGUGUUCGGAUUUUUCACCAUCUUUUGCAUCAAUUAUUCUGAUCAACAAUUCAUCAUGUUUUCAUAUCCCAUCAAAACAGAUGUACGGAUGCAAUGCAAGAGUAUUGAAAACUCGCCAUUAUUGCGCCUUAGCAAUCAUCUCUUUUGCGAUUAUGAUAAGACUAUCCAUCCAAAUUAUCCCAAAACGACCAAUGUCAGUUUGCGCUUCAUGCCAAAGCUAAUAAAUCUCGAAACAGACCAAGCUAAGUUGUCACUGCACAGCUGGAUAGCACUUUCAUGGACGGACCCGCAACUUACUUGGACACCGAGCAAUUAUGACGGGAUUAAUAUUACUCGUGUGAAAAGUUCGCGGAUCUGGACGCCUAGCUUGAGUAUCAGUAAUUCUGGCGAGAUGUCGAACGAUCAAUUUGAUCUAUCUAAAGUGAAUUGCUUACUCUACAACUCGGGCUUUGUCUUUUGCGUACCCAUGCUGAAAUUUAUUGCCAAAUGCAAUCCUGAUUAUACGUAUUGGCCUUACGAUAAACAUCGAUGUCGCAUCACGUUUGAAUCAUGGGUGCACACGGAUGAAGAAGUCGAUUUACUGAUGAUGGAUAAAACACAGAUUUCUUUGAUGAACGAAUAUACGAAUGACACGAUAUGGGAUUUCAAGUUUAUAAAUUGGACGAAGGAAGUCACGAAAAAUAAAUGCUGUUCGGACGAUACGUUUUCAACGAUCAAUUUUGAUUUUUUGUUAACGCGAUAUCACAGCAACUACUAUACGAUUGUUAUUGUACCGGCUAUUGCUUUGAUACUACUCACUUUAAUAGUGCUCUGCCUUAAUUUAAAUUCGGUUGAACGAAUAGCGAUGGCGAGCGUGAAUUUUAUUUGUCAUUUGCUCUGCAUGUACGUCAUGCAUUGGAUUGUACCAUACAAUGGCGCUAAUCCCCCCAAUAUACUGAUAUUUUAUCGUGAAUCUUUGGCGUUGGCCACCUUCGCGAUAAUCCUGACGGCCGUGUUACGCAAGCUGGAAGCUAUGAGCACGCAGAUACCAAAUUGGAUCUCGUUCACUACAACAAUUGUCUUGAGCAACAAGGCGGGACGUUUUUUGAUCCUCAAAGACGACGAGUUCAAAAUGGCAGGCAAAGAUAUAGCGACUGAAGAAAGCUCGGAUGUUUCAAAAUCUGAAAUGAACACGAAGAAAUUGUUCUGGAAAUAUUUUGCUGCUAUUAUCGACUGGUUAUCUUUCUUUUGUGUGAUUCUGACUUAUGCCAUUAUUUUGAUUAUUCUAGUACCCGCGGUUUAAUCUGUGAUAAGAAACGUUAACGAUAGAAUAUCCUCCGUAAUGUUCGUUAUCUUGUACAAUGAAAUACUCCCAACAACAUUUAAACAUUA
Wasmannia auropunctata (little fire ant) is the source of this 1414-nucleotide messenger RNA. RefSeq names its product neuronal acetylcholine receptor subunit alpha-5-like. NCBI's taxonomy places the organism in Eukaryota, Metazoa, Arthropoda, Insecta, Hymenoptera, Formicidae. Gene Ontology annotation, molecular function: extracellular ligand-gated monoatomic ion channel activity; transmembrane signaling receptor activity; neurotransmitter receptor activity. Gene Ontology annotation, cellular component: membrane; synapse; neuron projection. The transcript is spliced from 8 exons. Gene Ontology annotation, biological process: regulation of membrane potential; monoatomic ion transmembrane transport; nervous system process. The record is from RefSeq and is a predicted model, not a curated record. Bases 30 to 1325 code for a protein of 431 amino acids.